This is a messenger RNA of Plectropomus leopardus (leopard coralgrouper), 6343 nucleotides long. The record is from RefSeq and is a predicted model, not a curated record. NCBI's taxonomy places the organism in Eukaryota, Metazoa, Chordata, Actinopteri, Perciformes, Serranidae.
GGAAAAUAUGCCCUGCGUAAAACGUGCCAGGGAACCUUUCCCUGUGCCUGGACAAUUAUCCUACGUCCAUUAUAUUGUCAGACGGCACCUCUGAGUAUAAAUCCACUUUAAACUUGCUACAGCCAUAUAUAACCACUUGAAGAGUGGGACUUGCAGAAGGAGAGACUUCACGUUAGUCUACGUGGGAGUAAAUCAUGCCUGAAAUAUUAAACUCAGGGCAAACAUCCCCCUGUGGCCCCAGCAGCCGGUGGUUUAACAGCCGCUCUUUGACAGCUCGGUAGCUCGGUACUCGACGUCAGGCUACUGUAUGACCGUAGUGAUACUUGGCGACGUGUCAUCCUCUUUUUAACAUUUAACUAUAUGACAGUCCGUUUACAAUUCAAGUUAUCCACUUAUCUUGAGACUAAGAUGAUGUGUCGACCUAGCUUCCUUUUUAAUUUAGCUGUUAAGCUAGUUAGCUAACUAGCAUUGCUGACGGCUAACUAGCAACAUGUUAGCUGGCUAGUAACAGGGAUCCUCCCAGCACUGUGGCGGCUAGCAAGCGUUAGCAAUCAAUUUGGUAAAUAUUUUCUUAAUAUUUUUAUUUUUACAUUUCUUAAUUUAACAAGAAGUGUGUUGUAAGUCCUUGUCGGGCUCUCUCUAAAUAUUCAGUGUUCCGUGGUCAGUCUGUUUUUUUCUUUCCAGGAAAAGGUCAACAGUCAUUGUUUAUCGAGGCUCAGCUGUAGCUAGCUGCCUCUAUUGUUUACAUGGAUACGGUCAGCUGAAGUGCACUGAGGGCAUGUGGUGGUGGUCACAAUACUGGAUCAGCUACAGAACAGUGGAUAUAUGGAAAUGGAGCUGGGAGGUAGCUAACGUUUGUCCACAGCUGCCGAAAUGAGGAUGACUACCGGGGCUUUGAAGGAGGACAGCUGUGCCUGCUGGACUGUUUGACUUUGUGCGGGCGUUGGACAAAGAACAGGAGUUUGUUUGCUCAUAUUAAACCUGAAGCCAGACGAGAUGGGGAAAACAGGAAAUAAACUAUGCUGGGAGCUGGUCCACACAUCGGGCGCUGGGAUGUUGCUGAAGGCGCUGCUGAUCACCAGUUUGCUUGGCUGGGUGAAAUGUCAAGAGAGCCAGAGCAUGACAGCAGAGGAGAAGACUGUUAUCAGGGACCAAAUUCUUGAAAUGUUUGAUCACGCUUAUGGCAGUUACAUGAAAUAUGCCUAUCCAGCAGAUGAGCUGAUGCCUCUGAGCUGCAAGGGGAGAGUCCGUGGUCAGGAGCCCAAUAGAGGGGACAUAGAUGACUCCUUGGGAAAGUUUUCUCUCACACUGAUUGACACCCUUGAUACCCUGGUGGUGUUAAACAAGCUUGAUGAGUUUGAGGACGCAGUGAGGAAGGCUGUGACAGACGUGCGCCUGGACAAUGAUGUGGUGGUGUCUGUGUUUGAGACCAACAUUAGAGUUUUAGGAGGGCUUUUGGGAGCCCAUGUGAUGGCCGAUCUGCUUAGGCAGCGUGGAGAGAGGAUGCAGUGGUAUCGUGAUGAGCUCCUACACAUGGCCAAAGAGCUGGGCCAUCGAUUACUGCCUGCCUUUAACACCACAAGUGGCCUUCCCUAUCCUAAGGUGAAUCUGCGGUAUGGAGUCCUCAACCCACUUUCACGUACAGGCACUGAAUCAGAUACUUGCACAGCGUGUGCUGGAACAAUGAUCCUGGAGUUUGCUGCCCUCAGCAGACUGUCAGGAGAGUCUGUGUUUGAGGAACAUGCAAGGAAGGCUCUGGAUGUCCUCUGGCAGAGGAGACAGAGGGGAAGUGACUUGGUGGGGACAGUCAUCAAUAUCCAUAAUGAAGAAUGGGUCAGGAGGGACAGUGGAGUUGGUGCUGGUAUCGACUCAUACUAUGAAUAUUUGAUGAAGGCCUACAUUCUUCUAGGAGACAAUGUGUUCCUGGAGAGGUUCAACAUUCACUACAGUGCCAUUAUGAAGUACAUCAGUCAGCCUCCCCUGCUGCUCAAUGUGCACAUGCACAACCCCACUGUGAGCGUGCGCAGCUGGAUGGAUUCUCUCCUGGCAUUCUUCCCUGGCUUACAGGUCCUGAGAGGAGAUUUAAAACCAGCUAUUGAGACUCAUGAAAUGCUUUACCAAGUAACCAAACAGCACAAGUUCCUCCCGGAGGCUUUCACUACAGAGUUUAGAGUUCACUGGGGCCAACACCUACUGAGACCAGAGUUUGCAGAAAGCACCUACUACCUCUAUAAGGCCACUGGCGACCCCUACUACCUCAGAGUGGGACAGUCCAUCGUGGAAAAGCUCAAUGCCUACGCCAGGGUGCCUUGCGGGUUCGCGGCUGUGCAAGAUGUUCGCACUGGGACACAUGAAGACCGGAUGGACUCGUUCUUUCUGGCUGAGAUGUUUAAAUACCUGUACCUGAUGUUUUCGGAGAAGAGCCAGCUGCCCAUCGAUGUUGACGACUACAUAUUCACCACAGAGGCUCACCUUCUCCCCGUAUCUCUCUCCACCACCCAGCCGCCCUGUCAAGGCAACAAUACGGAGACUGUUUCUGUUUCUCAAGAAGAAGAUCUGUUCACACACUCCUGCCCCAGCAUAGAGACGUUGUUCCCCAACAACCCCUCAUUUGCCAAAACCAUCCGGGACAGCUACAAGUACCUCACCGGGGUGGGACGAGCCUUCCACCCCUUACCUGUCAGGGAAAUUGAACUACCACUCCAUGAUAAUGGGAUGGAGCCAGUAGAGUUCUUAAAAAGCAUGGGCAUUUCUCUCACUCCACUGAAUGAGGUCAUGGCAGGAGACAUGGGAAGUCGUAAGGAGCAUAAAGGAGUGUACCGGGUAAAACUUGUGGCAGAGGUGAGCCACAUGUCAGAGGAGGAGGAGGUGGUGCCUCAUGUAGUUCAGCUCAUAUCCCCACCGUUUCUGGGUAGGACAGUCCUCACAGCGGGACCUGCCAAGUUUGGGAUGGACCUCACCAAGCAGGAGCACGGGGUGAAGGGCAGCAUAGUGAAAGCCUCCCCCUACACUGCGUGUGGGCCAAUAGAUAACGCAAUGGAGCUCAAAGGACAUAUCGCUCUAUCACUGCGAGGUGACUGCAUGUUCGCUGUGAAGGCUCGUCAUCUGCAGGAGGCAGGAGCCAUAGGAGUCAUCUUUAUAGACCACCGAGAGGGAAGCAAUAGCGAGGAAACUCCCCUCUUCCAGAUGGUUGGAGAUGGCGACUCCACUGACGACAUCACCCUCCCUUUGGUCUUCGUGUUCAACCGUGAGGGUGCCGUGCUCACGGCUGCUCUCGAGGAACAUCACAAUGUGGAUGUGCUGCUGCUGCCUAAAGAGAGGCAGCUGGGACAUGAUAAGACAGAAAAACCUGUUGGCAUGAACAUCAAACUCCGCCUGGCAGAGGAGGGGGAGCUGGAGGACAGUGUAACCAGAGGGCCCACCUUGAAGUUUGUCUUGGAGAAACAGGAGGCGCUUCUUAAGGAGGAAGAAGACCUCAGACAGCUACCACAGGAACAGCAUUUCUGCACAAAGGCAGCAGAGAAUGACAGAACUGAACCGUGUUCAGCAGAUUCCUCUCAAACCACAAACUCUGACAGUGCACCAGACGCAGACCCCUGACCACCGCUGAUCUUCAAGCAGCCAAAGUUCCUAGCACUGAUCUUUCAUCAGUUUCUGAAUGGUGCGUGCCUCAGAGCCCCUCACUGCCCUACGUGGAGCCCUAAAUGACCCAGCCUGCAUGUUUACAACCGAUGGAGGAAAGGAGUAAAGCAGUGUCUCAUCCUGGCUUUUUACUUCAACUGGUAGCUGAAGGGCAAAAACUGUGGGUGAGGAUGGCUGUUGCUGCCCACACCUAGCCUGUAGUGUUGCUAUUGUAGGCACAUUCAAGGUGUUUGUGAUGAUAAUGACGUAGUAUUUAAAAUUACCUCACCUUAGAGGAAAACAUAGAUAAGGUGAAAAUGUACUCAGCUAGGUUUUCAUGAAGUGCAGUUUGUUUUAUUGUAGAGUGCACCUUUUCACUUCAAUAGCUACUGUUGAGUAUCCAGUGAUGACCAGUAGGUGGAGUUAGCUACCUUAACCUCUCAGUAAAAUAAUAUCAGCAGAUGAGGGAGAUGAGCUGGGGCCAAUUUAGAACGUUUAUUUUAUUUUGUAAUAGUAAGCAACUUCAGGGAAUUUCAAAAACGAUUGCAGUUAGCUAGGUUGACCCAUUUGAUGAAAUGUGUGUGUGUGUGUGUGUGUGUGUGUGUGUGUGUGUGUGUGUGUGUGUGUGUUGUGCAUUUCCUUUUUGCUAUAGAGUGUGUAUAUAUGUGAGUGUGUGUGAUGAUACCCAAGAAAGCAUCUCAGCUAAAUCACCGUUGCUAUCAGAUGGACCCCCCUGUUUUUACUAAGUCACCAUGCAAGGAAUUAAGAAUAAAACUCUGUAGUAUCAAUAAUACCAUGACUCUUAGAAGGAAGAAAGAAAUUAAGUUACUUUUUUCUAGCCCACAAAUAACUGGGCAGUUAUUGUUAAAUCCUAAUUCAUCUUUUCAUUGCAAAAAUUACCAAAGCUGGUUUUGUUGCAACGAAAGUCUACAUGUAACUCUUGUUGAGUUCCAGAUUCAGCGUCACAGGUUGUUCUGCAGUCUCAGACUGAUAUGCACUUUGAAACACGAGUAUGAUCGUCUAUGACAGAAUCAUUUCUUUGUGUCUGUUGCAAUAAGCAGUUGCAGUCAUUUCUCAUCCCGUUUUACAUUGUGUAAUGAUGCAGUGUUUAUAGCCACCAUUUAAAGUGAGGAGUAAUGCUACUCCCCCUUUUCCACCAACACAGAGCUGGUCCUGUCCCAGUUUUGCUCCUAAUUUUGAACCAUUCAGAAUAUUUCGACCAAAAGUAAAUUAGUUGAGAACCGACCACCGCUGAAACCGAAACCGGAACCCAGGUUUUUUCUUGACCUGAAGUGUGAACCACAAUGACAUCAGUGGGCGGGUCGUAGUUAACAGGUUAGAAAGUGAAGAUGGACGAAGGAACAAUGAAGAAGAAGAACAUGCAUUUAUCUCAUUAAUAUUUGAUUGAUCAUUCUGUAACAACAAAACAAAAGUUUAAAGGUUAUCAAUAUGAUUUGCAAUUUUGCCACUAUUGUUUGCGUCCUUUGUGCAUUUUGCAAUGCCUUCUGCUAUUGAUGCAUCCUUGAUUACAACAGUUCUGCGAAAACCUGGAGGAAGCUCAGGCAGGUUCAUGUGAAAGCGUCCUGAAUGGAACCGGUACAUGAACCAGACCUAAUUUGGUGGAAAAGGUGUGUGGAGGGGUAGUGUAAAGGUCUGGUGUGUAGGAUUUAGUGGCAUCUAGUGGUGAGGUUGCUGAACUGAAACGUCUCCCGUGUGCCACAUGUGUAGGAGAACUACGUUGGCCAAUGCAAAAAUGCAAAAGGCCGAAUCUAGAGCCAGGGUUUGUCUUGUCUGUUCUGAGCUACUGUAGAACAACAUGGCAGACUCUGUGAAAGAAGACCUGUUUCGUGGGUAGAUAUACAGUAAAUGGCUCAAUCUAAUCUAACAAAAACACAAAAAUUCUUAUAUUCAGUGAUUAUACACUAAAGAAAACAUAAUCAUGAAUACUUGAUCCGAUUUCUGCAAAUAGAUGCCCCUAAAUCCUACACGCUGGACCUUUAAAAAGAAAUGAAAUUUAAUAUUUCUUUACAUUCAUUGAAAUUGCUUGAGUACAGCAACAUUUUUGCAUCAUCUAAAAUGGUAAUUUGUAAACUGGAAAGGCCAACUGAAUUCUGUACAUUGUCUGUUAGUCUCUCACACUUUAUUAACUAAAUCAUAUUCUGGGCAUUCUUAUAUGUAAUCACUUUAUGCAACAAUCAGAAAGAAGCAUUACUCUUUAAUCAGUUUGUUUAUAUUGACUUCAUUCUCACUAAUAAUUUAAUUGCAUGAUUUUUGUCUUUUUGUGGUACAUUAAUGUGGGCUAAUGUUUGUGUGAGAAAAACACUUUUCAUGUCAGUUUGUUUAUUUUAUGUUUGUACAGAGGACCCGCUCCUGAUGCUGCUGAGUUCAUUUUAAGUCUUAAUCCAACCUUUUUUUUUUUUUUUUAAAGCCUGUAUGAGGCUUUGCCAACCCGUAUACCUCAGGACUGUUUAUGUGACUGUUCACACAGAGAAGAGGGACGUGGACAAGAAGUAGGAGAUUCUUUCUUUUCUUUUUUCAAUAAUUUGUCAUGCUAUUUAAUUCUGCUGUUUAUGAAGGUUUCAGUUCAUCUGUCGCUAAAAGUCAAAAAGUGCCAAAAGAAUGCAUGACAUGGCUCCUGUUUCUGUUUCCCAUCUUGUCUGUUUAGUUUCUGACUGUGAGCUGAGGCAGUCUCAUCAAUAAAUUUGAAAUCACAAUUAUCAAA